Molecule: messenger RNA, 1111 nt
Organism: Magallana angulata
Lineage: Eukaryota; Metazoa; Mollusca; Bivalvia; Ostreida; Ostreidae
Exons: 2
Coding region: 123-911 (262 amino acids)
Source: RefSeq, a predicted model, not a curated record
AAUUGCGAAUAUGUUGGUCAUGUGAUUAAAAAGUUCUGGUAUUAUCCGGAACUAAAAUAUAACAUACACAGAUUGUUUAACAUAAAAGACCAACGAUACAAACUAUAUAAAUCCAAGUCAUUAUGGACUACAGUAAAUCAUAUACAAAAGCAAGAAGUUUUUUUGACACAGAAUUUUCCUCUGAGCGAAAACAAGUUAUUAAAGAUUUAGAGGCCCUAGAAUUGGAUGUUCAACAAGAAGAAAAGAACCGGAAUAUUGGGUUUUCAGUGUAUUCAGGAGUCGGUAUUAUUGGAUGGGGUUUAAUCAUGGCAGGGGUUUUGGCAGCCCCGAUUACUGGGGGCGUUUCUACUUCUUUGAUAGUUGCAGGUCUUGCAUCUGAGGGUGCCUCUGGUGGAGCAUCUUUUCUUCAUCACGGAAUAAAAAAGAGCAUUGUACAAAGUAAGAUGGGUAGCCUACGAAAGAAAUUAAGAGAGCAUGAGAAAACUUGUGAAGAAAUGAAUCAGCAUUUAUCAGAGAUGAUAGACAGAAUGGAAAAAAGGGAGAUGGAAAAUUUUUAUCACACUGACCCGGACCAGGAAAUGAAAUAUUUACUUAAGCAAUUCAAAGUCCUACUUGAACAUUCUGACAAAAUGAAAAAAUUCAAAGCAAAGACCGGUGAUAUUUACGUACUGAUAUCACUGCAAAAUUUAUUAAAGGAUGUUUCUUUCAAAGAACCAAGGGAUGAAGACAAAUUCGCAGCUGUCACGUUCGUUGUCGAUCUAAAGUCUUUGUUAGAAGAUCCAAAGAGUAAGGCGGAUCUAAAAGGAAGCGGCGAGUGCAAAGAGGAAUGGUUAAUAGAAAAAGUUCGCCAACGAUACCAGGAAGAAUACGAUGAUAUCAAAAAGGUUAUCCAUUCUCCUAACUUCAACUAAAAGAGCAGAUUUUUUGACAAUAAAACAAUUGCUAAAUUUAAGUGGUUUCAAAUGUGUAAAGUUUUAAAUUCAAUAAAGUUUCUGACAAAUUAUACCAUAUAUUUAUGACUUAAAUGCAUCGUGAAGUUUUCUACCUUAUAUCAUGAGUAUAUAUUAAGAAAACAGGCGAGCCCGGCGUUUCAUUUUUGGUCGAUAUAUUU